GGGAGGCUCUGACACUUCGGUACCUGCGGAAAGAACUGGACGGAUGUGUCACUGAGAGAGCUCGAAAAUGUCAUCUAGCAGCUGGCUGUAUGUCCUCCUCAUGCUCCUGUUUGGUCAAGCAUUUUUCCCACUACUUUCCUCAGCAUCCCCUGGACAUGUGCCAUAAAUCUGAGAAGGGAUUUAGUCCUUCUUCAGGCCACUUAAAUCAGUUUGCUCUAUUUUCUCUGUGAUGGAGAUGCAAACAGAUUUUGAAACCAUUAUGAAGAUCAACAGUGUUGGAGAAAUAAUGCAGUGCUCCGCAGCCAUGGAUAUACUCUUUGUUAUGGAUAGCUCCUACAGUGUUGGGAUAGGAGGAUUUGAACGAUCAAGGCACUACAUUUUAAAGCUUUGUGAGGGUCUGGACAUCAGCCCAGGCAAGGUGAGAGUUGGUCUAGUUCAGUUUGGAUCCGUGCCCAAACUGGAGAUCAGUCUAGACUUCUAUAAGAGCAAGGAGGAGCUGAUGAAACGGAUGAAGAAAAUCCACUAUCGAGGUGGCAGCACACAGACAGGUCUGGCUCUAAAGUUUGUUCUGAGGAAGGGGUUUUCCAGCAGACGUAAUUCCACAUCGCCACGCGUAGUCAUCCUUUUAUCUGACGGAAAGUCCCAGGGGGCUGUGCAGCUGGCUGCCUCAGAACUCAAGCUGUCUGGAGUGACUCUCUUUGCCGUGGGGAUCCGUUACCCAAGGUGGGAAGAGCUUCGCAGUAUGGCGAGCAGCCCUUCGGAGACACACGUGUUCUUUGCAGAGCAUUUCAGUGAUGCUGUGAAUGGGUUAUUCACUACCCUCACCACCUCAUCAGCCUGCACUGCUGUUCCUUUAGGCUGUAAGGUAGAGUCUUACCCGUGUGUGCAGAAAACCCUGGAAACGGUCAAAGAGCUUCAGGGAAACUUUAUGUGCUGGAAAGGGUCCAAGGGAUAUUCACCAUACACUUCCCUCUGUCCUUAUUACAGAUAUAACAAGGUUUACAAGCAACACCCCAUUGUCUGUCACAGAACUAUAUGUCCUGAACCAUGUGAUUCUCAGCCCUGUCAGAAUGGGGGAAUGUGUGUUUCUGAGGGACUGGAGGAAUACCGCUGUGAGUGUCCCCCGGGCUAUGGCAGUGACCCUAAUUGUGCUCCCUUGCUGAGUUUCGACUGCUCGUUGGAUGUGCUCUUUCUGGUAGAGGGCUCCACUGCACUCACUCUAGAGGGGUUCUUACGCUUUAAGUCCUUCCUGAAACGCUUUAUGCAAGCUGUGCUGAGCUCUGACACACCUGUGAAGAUGGGGCUGGCCCAGUAUGGCAAUGACGUGAAGAUCGAGGCCAAGAUCGGGCAGCAUAGAGACCCAGUGAAGCUAAUUCAGGCUGUUGAGGGUCUGCAGUACCGUGGUGGGCUGGCUAAGGCUGGCAGCGCUCUUCGCUACAUCACACGGCACGGCUUCCAGAGUGCACCCAUCUUUGCUGAUGUUCAGGACGAUCUGCCACGAGUUGUAGUACUGCUUAUGGGGACACUGUCGGCAGACCCUGUGGAGGAAGCUGCAAAGUAUGCACGUGACAGGGAGAUCUUCAUCAUUGGUAUAGCACCAGAUGGGAUGAGAGCGGAAAUAAACAACAUCACUGGAAAUCCCCAGCGUACCAUCACGUACCAAUCACCAGAUAGAUUGAGUGCUAAGAUCCCAGAGCUCAAAGCCAAAAUUUGCAGUGUGGACAACCAUGGCUGUCUGGGUCAAGCUCUGGACCUUGUCUUUGUUCUGGAUGCCUCCGGUGGUGUGGGCAAGGACAAUUUUGUCCACCUUCAAGACUUUGUUCGCAGCACCUCAGUGCAGUUCGACAUCAAUCGAGACGUGGCUCAGGUGGGGCUCGUGGUUUAUGGGGGGCGGCCCAUCACGGUCUUCGACCUGGACAAAUAUGAAUCGGGCUCUGCAGUGCUGAAGGCAGUUGGAGAUGCAUCUUAUCUGGGUGGGAAAGCCUCCACUGGUUCAGCGCUGCUCCAUGUCCACUCCCAAAGCCUGACUGUUGGUAAAGGGGCACGGCCUGGGGUCAACAAGGCCGUAGUGUUGCUGACCGAUGGAACGGGGGCUGAGGAUGCAGUGGUGCCUGCCCAAAAGAUCCGUGAUAGCGGAGUGUCAGUGUUUGUGAUUGGUGUUGGGGACAUGCAGCAAGAUGUUCUCUUCCGCAUCGCCGGUUCUGAGGAUCACAUGAUCAUUGUACCUUCCUACGAUGACCUGAAAUAUUCUGAGGAUGUGCUGGUAGAGAUGGUGUGUGCAGACGUGAAGAAACCUGUUAACCUGUGCAGUCCCAACCCCUGUAUGAAUGAUGGCGUGUGUGUACUGUUGAAGGGUAGCUACCGUUGUGAAUGUCGUAGCUGGAAGGGCCCACACUGCGAAACACGAAGCAGAGAGCAGCCGUCCAGAGGAGAUCUACCCAAACCUGCAGGCCUGAGACGCCGGCAGCACAUGAGAGAGAAAGAGCUGCUGCAACGCUACCGAGAGCUCCGCAGGAGACAUACUUCCUGAAUACAACACCGAUAGAGAGAUAGACACAUACAGUAUAUGCACAAAUUCCAGCACAUUUACUGUACAUUAUAGAGCCAUAGCUCAGUGACACAAAUUAGGUCAUUCAACAUUGCUCUUUAUAUAGGAGAAAAUGGCAAAAAUAAGCCCAUUUAUUCUCCAGUCAGGAAGGAGAAAUCAACCACUUUCCCAAGUGCUCUUCUUAAGGACAUGCUGAUCAAUGGCGAACAUACCAGACGACACUCCAAACAGGCUAUAUGUAGCUGUUUUUAUAAAUGCCUUCAGUGCCUUAAAUUAUUUUUCAUAUCAGUAGUCCAUAUUGAAGGGUUGUGAUGGUUUCUGUAUUAUAAGACCCAGAAAUUUUGAAGGUUUGUUGUGUUCAAUGGAGCAUUAUGGAAGCAUUUUCUGUCUGCUUUGAUCUGUUAUGGUGAGAAUACCUUGUGUUACAGGAAGCCUUUAUUGGAGGCUCAUAUUUUUGAGCGUAAUAUUUUUUUUGUAUCCACAUC
Xyrauchen texanus (razorback sucker) is the source of this 3033-nucleotide messenger RNA. Its product is annotated as von Willebrand factor A domain-containing protein 2-like. The transcript has 15 exons. The record is from RefSeq and is a predicted model, not a curated record. Lineage: Eukaryota; Metazoa; Chordata; Actinopteri; Cypriniformes; Catostomidae. Gene Ontology annotation, molecular function: calcium ion binding. The coding region runs from base 230 to 2530 and encodes 766 amino acids.